This is a messenger RNA of Thunnus maccoyii (southern bluefin tuna), 2088 nucleotides long. RefSeq names its product ras-related protein Rap-2a-like. Gene Ontology annotation, biological process: Rap protein signal transduction; negative regulation of cell migration. Bases 490 to 1041 code for a protein of 183 amino acids. Lineage: Eukaryota; Metazoa; Chordata; Actinopteri; Scombriformes; Scombridae. Gene Ontology annotation, cellular component: plasma membrane. The record is from RefSeq and is a predicted model, not a curated record. Gene Ontology annotation, molecular function: GDP binding; GTPase activity; GTP binding. The transcript is spliced from 2 exons.
GUUAGUGGCACUAAUCACCUCCCAUAUCAUCCAGGAAAUAGUAACAUCCAGUGGAUGCAGCGACUCCAGAGGCGUGGAUUCCCAGCACUGUUGUCUUCUUCAGGAUAAAUAGCCUCUUUGCCUUUAACUCUACUGUACCCCAGUGUGCAGAGAAAUGUAGUGUUAGCCUUCUGAAAAAGAUGUGCAGUCUAGUUGCUUCUAAUAAUCUUAUUUUUGCCACACCGACGCCUUAUUGCAUUAUGGAUGCCUCGGGAAUGGUGUCCCUUCAAGAUAGCGUGGGAAUAUUUCAGUAGAGGCUCUGCAUCUCCGGGCUAAAUGCUCCAGCAUCAUCCUAAUUUAACCGCUUGUACCUACAUCUCAUUUACCGUAAGCUGUCACCGUGUCAUGCCUGUUGUCUGAGUCCAGGCGGUGUGCAUGGGGAUGCGUUUCUUUUAUCCGCAGCUGAAGACUUUAUUCUCUGCAUGCCGGAUUUAAGAAGACAGGAGCGCUAUGCGGGAGUAUAAGGUGGUGGUGCUCGGCAGCGGCGGGGUGGGGAAGUCGGCGCUCACGGUCCAGUUUGUCACCGGGACAUUUAUAGAGAAGUACGACCCGACUAUUGAAGAUUUCUACAGAAAGGAGAUCGAGGUGGACUCCUCUCCGUCGGUGCUUGAGAUCCUCGACACCGCCGGCACCGAGCAGUUCGCCUCCAUGAGGGACCUUUACAUCAGGAACGGCCAAGGCUUCAUCCUGGUCUACAGUCUGGUCAACCAGCAAAGUUUUCAGGACAUCAAGCCCAUGAGAGAUCAGAUCAUCAGGGUCAAAAGGUACCAGCAGGUGCCGGUGGUGCUGGUGGGUAACAAGGUGGACCUGGAGGAGGAGAGGGAGGUGUCCCCCAGUGAGGGCCAGGCGCUGGCCGAGGACUGGGGCUGCCCUUUCAUGGAGACAUCGGCCAAAAGCAAGACCAUGGUGGACGAGCUUUUCGCCGAGAUCGUCAGGCAGAUGGACUUCUGCCCUCUGCCAGACCGGAGAGAGGCCUGCUGCCCCGCCUGCAGUGUACAGUAGCAGCCUGAUAUGCCUGCUGGAGGGGUGAUGGAUGAGAGGAUGUUAGAAAUUAGAAUGCAAAUGAAUUCCUAUGAGAUAGAUUGAAGGAUGGAGGGGGUCAAGAGGAAAAAAAAUCCACUCUUGCUAUCACUAUUUCUACCUGCUUUUCUGUAUCUAGCAGUUCAGGCAUGUGCUCUGGUUAAGAGGCAUUCUGUGGAAUGUAGGAAAGCGCUAAGUAAAGCAGAAGUAGACAAAGCAGGUUAAGGGAAAUUUUAAUUUCAUCACUUCUGAGACACAGGCUGGGUUUUCCCUUGAAAGGAAAAACACUUGACCUCCCACAUCCAUCACCGUCCUCCUGGUUAACAGAGGCAAAUUUACGGGGGUUUCCCAAAGGCAGCACGGUGCCAAAACCAUCUUAAAAGCCAUCUACAAAGUGGAUCAUAGUGCUAAAUGCUUUUGGGAAACCAGCCAUAGGUCCAAGCAGGGAUGGCAAUGUGCUCAGCAGUUUUAUUGGUCCUGUUUUCUUCUGCUUGUGUUUUUCUUUUUUGCACUUUUGAGACUUUUUGAGCUUGUACCAGGAAAGACCGAUCACCAAGUAUCUGAACGCGGAUGUCAAGUAACACCACUGUGAAGGAGUCGUACUGGAAGUCAGUUUUACAGCAGGCCCGCCUAACUACGAAUGAAUGAAUGAACAGAUGAACGAAUGUCUUACAAGGAAAUCGCACCUUUGGGGAAAUUCAUUCGGAAGAUCCCAAAUGUUGUCAUACUGUGGAUGAUGUGUGCAUGAAGUCGUGCCGUCACACUGACACUGAGUACAAUCAAUCUCACCCAAAGAGACAGUAUCAAUCAAUCAACCAGUCAAUCAAUCAGUCAUUAAAAUGUACGAACACUCGUCUUUACACCUUACAGAUGAUACAAAUGCCUUGUUACAUUGUAUGAAGUGAACAUCAGUGUCAGUGUAUAGUUCAUUUAUCUUAAGUCACAUGAGAUAUGUUAGUGGUUUAAUGUCAGAAACACUUAUUUUCAACAAAAAAAAUAAAUCUUUAUGCACAAAUGUGUCUUGCUCAU